AACAACUUAUGUAUUUGGUUUAGAGCAAUGAUGGCUGAUAACAACUCAUUGGUUGGUGGUGAGUUCUCGCGGCGGAAGAUCAAUGACAAGGUCAUUAUUGUGCAGCUUCUGGUGAUGAUUUUUCUUUGCAUCAAUAUUUUGCUCUUAAUAACCUUUUUAAAAAAAGAGGGCUUUUACACAACUACACGCUAUAUCUUAUUUGCUGUUAUGCUGCUGUCUGAUAGCAUAAUAUUAAUCAUGUCUGAUAUCCUGCUAAUCUUGAGCUAUUUUCAAUUCACUAUGCACAUUUGGUUAUGCAUAAUUAUCUCGUUUGUGGUACUUCUGUAUUUUGUAGUCACACCAGUUACUUUGACAGUAAUGACUCUGGAGCGCUAUGUGGCCAUUUGCAUGCCCCUGCGCCACGGAGAGCUGUGCACCACACGCAGCACUAUGAAUUGUAUCCUCAUCAUUCACUGCCUCAGCUCUGUACCCUGUAUUGUUAUUUUCUCCAUGUAUUUUGCAUCUGCCUCUCUUAGAAUUUACAAACAAUACAGUGUGUGCUCUGUGGAGAUAUUUAUUUUGUACAGAUGGCAUGAUCAUGUUAGGUCAGCUGUAUAUCAAUUUUACUUCUUGAUCAUGUGUAUCUGCAUUGUAUUCUCCUAUGUUAAAAUAAUGAAAGUGGCCAAAGCUGCAUCAGGAGAGAAUAAAAAGUCAACAUGGAAAGGGCUCAGAACGGUAAUUCUUCAUGCUUUCCAGCUGCUGCUCUGUCUUAUCCAGCUGUGGUGUCCGAUCAUAGAAAGUGCUAUACUUCAGAUUAAUUUAAGGUUAUUUGUUGAUGUCAGGUACUUUAACUACAUAACGUUUAGUCUUGCUCCAAGAUGCCUGAGUCCUCUCAUUUAUGGCCUCAGGGAUGAAAAGUUCUUUCAUGCACUGAAAAGCUAUGCAUUUUUUGGUUUGUUUAAAAUAAAUAUUUGA
Molecule: messenger RNA, 954 nt
Organism: Cottoperca gobio
Lineage: Eukaryota; Metazoa; Chordata; Actinopteri; Perciformes; Bovichtidae
Product: odorant receptor 131-2-like
Exons: 1
Coding region: 28-954 (308 amino acids)
Biological process (GO): G protein-coupled receptor signaling pathway; detection of chemical stimulus involved in sensory perception of smell
Cellular component (GO): membrane
Molecular function (GO): olfactory receptor activity; odorant binding; G protein-coupled receptor activity
Source: RefSeq, a predicted model, not a curated record